Messenger RNA from Spizellomyces punctatus DAOM BR117, 1010 nucleotides. RefSeq lists its product as uncharacterized. Gene Ontology annotation, cellular component: nucleus. Gene Ontology annotation, molecular function: polyubiquitin modification-dependent protein binding. Bases 45 to 851 code for a protein of 268 amino acids. The transcript has 9 exons. Lineage: Eukaryota; Fungi; Chytridiomycota; Chytridiomycetes; Spizellomycetales; Spizellomycetaceae. The record is from RefSeq and is a predicted model, not a curated record.
CGUGAGGCCAUCUUGGCUUCUGUGGGGCUGCCCGUAGAGGAACGAUGACAGAUUCAGGGACAUCUGUUCAUAUACCGGGGGUUCUUCUGUCUCUGCUGCAACAUGAAAUGCUCAAUUCAUCUACGCAGGGAAAUGUGGAAGGAGUUCUGUUUGGAACUGUUCGCAGAACUACCCGUGCCAAGACAACGGACCUAGCAAGCGACGACUCGCAGGAGGAGACGCAAAUCAUUUUAUCCUCGUUCGAACGAAUUGACCCAGAAAACCGUUUGUAUACAUCGGCAGGAGAGAUUCUUUCGCAUCGCUUGGCACGGGUAACGUGCCAAAAAUCGAGUUCUAUUAUUGGCAUGUUCAAGUGGCGGCGUAAUACAAAACUUGCCAUGUCCCUAAGAGAAGCAGCGGUAUACCAUUCUCUGUGUGCAGUCUCCCCGAAUCAGCAUCAAAUCUUUGGCAUAUUCACUUCAUCUAAUGAUGAUCCUGCUACGUUAACUUUGGACUUCGCGUUCUUCCACUGUCAGCCCGGGUCGAGUGAAUUCUGCAGGCUUCCUGUGGUCAUUUCCAAUAUGGUUGAAAGCUCCCAAAUUCAGCACGAAUGGUUUAUCCCAAACGCAUCUCCAACAGCGUGUUUCCCAAAUAAUCCUCUGACGUCCCGCCUGCGAAGUGUAAGCCAGCACUAUGUGGAUGACCAUCUGCAUGUUGUUGAGCAAUCUCUUCAAAUCUUGAAGCACGCGGCAGCACGGCUGUUGGAGAGCGAAGGGCAGCUGGCCGGGCUAAGAGAAGCAAAGGUUUCAAAGGCGCGUGGACACACCGCCACUCAGGCUCACAGUGGAUCGCUGAUUAACCUGUUGGAGUAAAGCGUCAUCAAACCCGUAAGAACAAAUUGUAGUCUCAAGAAAAGGAAGUUCGCCCAUAGCAGCAUCCUGUUGAUCAGGCCAGUUUGCUACUGUCCGUCGACGUUAGAGAAAGAGGCAUCUAUUCAUUACAUAUAAUAACAAUUUUAAGCUAUCCUGCCA